CCCAGAUUUUGCCUCUGUCCACUCAUCCAAUACCAACAAGCAACUGCCAGCACAGCAGCCACCACCCCAAGACAACAGCCAGCCAGCGCUAUUCGCUCAAAGUCUGCUUGUUGUCGCCAACACAGCAUUCGAUUGGACGCUGCACCACUCUAUCUUUGGACGAGGCACUGCACAGCCAGUUCUUGAGUGGCUUGUAGUUGUUUAAGCUUCCUUUUCCUUUCCAUCCCGUUCAUUCAUCACUCCACCUCAUCCACUGAAACACCAACACAACCAUGCCGCUUCGAUUGGACAUCAAGCAGCAGCUCAACGCUCGCAGCGACCGAGUGAAAUGCGUGGACAUGCACCCCAGCGAGCCCUGGAUGCUUGCCGCCCUUUACAGCGGUGUGGUGAACAUCUGGAACUACGAGUCCAACACCAUGAUCAAGACGUUUGAAGUGUCUGAUGUGCCGGUGCGCGCCGCGCGGUUCAUUGAGCGCAAGAACUGGAUUGUCACGGGCUCGGACGACAUGAAGAUCCGCGUGUUCAACUACAACACGCUGGACAAGGUGCACACGUUUGAGGCGCACACGGACUACAUCCGCUGCCUCGCAGUGCACCCGAGCCAGCCGUACGUGCUGAGCUGCAGCGAUGACAUGACCAUCCGCAUGUGGGACUGGGAGCAAGACUGGAUGUGCCGCCAGGUGUUUGAGGGCCACAGCCACUACGUCAUGGACGUCGUCUUCAACCCAAAGGACGUCAACACCUUUGCCUCAUGCUCCUUGGACCGCACCAUCAAGGUGUGGCAGCUCGGCGCAUCCAGCCCCAACUUUACGCUCCAAGGCCACGAGAAGGGCGUCAACUGUGUCUCCUAUUUCUCGGGCGGUGACAAGCCGUAUCUCGUCUCGGGCGCCGACGACCGCCUCGUCAAGAUCUGGGACUACCAGAGCAAGGCCUGCGUUCAGACACUUGAGGGCCAUACGCAGAAUGUGUGUGCUGUUGUGUUCCACCCUGAGCUGCCCAUCAUUCUCAGUGGAUCCGAGGACGGCACCGUCCGCGUCUGGCACGCAAACACAUACAACCUGGAGAGCAAGCUCGCAUACAACAUGGAGCGCGUGUGGUCGAUGGCCACGCUGCCCGGCAGCAACAGUGUCGCCAUCGGCUACGACGAGGGCUGCAUCAUGAUCAAGCUUGGGCGGGAGCGUCCUGCGAUGAGCAUGGACAGCAACGGAAAGGUUGUUAUGGCCAGACACAACGACGUCCAGCAGGCAAUCGUCACAAAGGUUGAGGGCGAGCUGGUGGACGGCGAGGCGAUGCAGCUGUCCACAAAAGAUCUCGGCGCAUGCGAAAUCUACCCACAGUCCAUGCAGCACAACCCCAACGGCCGGUUUGUCGUUGUGUGCGGCGACGGGGAGUACAUCAUCCACACUGCCCUCAGCUUCCGCAACAAGGCAUUUGGCCAGGCCCUCGACUUUGUCUGGUCCGCCGACUCGUCAGAAUACGCCGUGCGAGAGUCGUCCACGGCCAUCAAGACCUUCAAGAACUUCAAGGAAAAGCACGCCAUCCGUCCAGACUUUUACGCCGAAGGCAUCUUUGGCGGUGUUCUGCUCGGCGUGAAGGGCGCCGGUACGCUCUCCUUCUUCAACUGGGACUCCCAAGAGCUCGUGCGCCGCAUCGACAUCGCCUGCCAGGAUGUGUUCUGGUCUGACGACGCGGAGUACGUGCUUGUGUCGACUGCUGAGGAGGGCUGCUUUGUGCUCAAGUACAACAGCAGCGCCGUCACUGCCGCUGUCGCCGCCGGUGAACCCAUCCCCGACGACGGCAUCGAGGACGCUUUCGAGGUUGUUGAUGAGCUUGAUGACGAUGUGAAGACGGGCACAUGGGUCGGCAGCUGCUUCAUCUACACCAACCAGGGCAACCGCCUCAACUACUACGUCGGCGGCGAGAUCGUCACCGUCGCCCACCUCGACAGGGCGAUGUAUGUGCUCGGGUACCUUGCGUCGACGGGGCGCGUGUACCUCGGCGACAAGGAGCUGAACAUUGUGUCGUACAACCUGCCGCUCGCUGUGCUGGAGUACCAGACGGCGGUGAUGCAGGGCGACCUCGACACUGCGGAUGAGGUCAUGCCGUCCAUCCCGGCAGACCAGCGCAACCGCGUCGCACACUUUCUCGAGAAGCAGGGGUACAAGCAGCAGGCGCUGGUGGUGUCGAUGGACCCAGACCACCGCUUUGAGCUCGCCCUCAGCCUGCACAAGCUCCUGGUUGCCCGCGACAUUGCACAGGAGCUGGCGUCCCCGCAGAAAUGGAAGCUCCUCGCAGAGGCUGCCAUGAAGAAGAGCAUGUUUGACCUUGCGGAGGAGUGCCUUGCGCACGCCAACGACUUUAGCGGGCAGCUGCUGCUGUACACUGCGUCUGGCAAAGCGGACAAGAUGGCCACCCUCGCCGACGAUGCCGCGCGCGCCGGCCGCAACAACAUUGCCUUUGUGUCGCUGUUCCUGCAGGGCCGCCUGAAGGAGUGCGUUGACCUGCUUGUCGAGAGCGACCGCGUGUCGGAGGCGGCGCUGUUUGCCCGCUCGUAUCUCCCCAGCAUGGUCCCAGAGGUCGUCGCAAAGUGGAAGGCCUCUCUUGAGGAGAAGCGGCCCAAGCUUGCGCAGUCGCUGGCGGACCCGACUGAGUACGCCAACCUCUUCCCCGACUUCGAGGACACGCUUGCUCUCGAGGAGAAGCUCAAGGCGAUGAAUGUGCACAACCAGCCGGCCAAGUCUGCUGCUGCACACCUUGCCGCGCGUGCUUCUGCUCCGCUCAAGGAGCGUCUCGCUUCCACACAGCCAUCCGCCACAGGGUCAACCUCUGAGCCGCCAGCCGACAAGACCACGGCGGCGCCACCCGCGACCGUGGUGGCUGACGAGGGCGAGCCGGAUGAGGCAUCAGAGCCCGAGAUGGGCGAGGAGGACGAACAACAAGAGCAAGAGGAGCAAGAGGAGCAGAAAGAGGAGCAAGAAGAGGAGGAGAUGACGGCGCCCGAGGUUACACAGGAGGCAGCAGCGCCGGCGGUGGAGGAGAAACAGGCAGCGGAGGAGGAAGAGAGCAAACCGCCCGCCACAGCCGCAAAUGAUGAUGAUGACGAUGACGACUUUGAUCUUGACGACGACGAUCUUGAUCUUGGUGAUGUCGACCCAAGCCUCGCAGACGACCUGAUACAUACAUACUUUGCAGACCACGCACAACUUCCUUCAGACAGCACGAUGGACGCCAAGGCCGCAGCAGAGACCACCAAGCAGCUCCUGCAGGACCCUUUCACAAGGCAACUUGUUAUCUCUGUGGGCAUGUUUGUUGGCUUCAUCUAUGUGAUCCGCAACCAUCCCGAUGAGCUGAAGAUCUAA
Molecule: messenger RNA, 3359 nt
Organism: Salpingoeca rosetta
Lineage: Eukaryota; Choanoflagellata; Craspedida; Salpingoecidae
Product: coatomer subunit beta
Exons: 21
Coding region: 273-3359 (1028 amino acids)
Biological process (GO): intra-Golgi vesicle-mediated transport; retrograde vesicle-mediated transport, Golgi to endoplasmic reticulum; endoplasmic reticulum to Golgi vesicle-mediated transport
Cellular component (GO): COPI vesicle coat
Molecular function (GO): protein binding; structural molecule activity
Source: RefSeq, a predicted model, not a curated record